Guillardia theta CCMP2712 is the source of this 657-nucleotide messenger RNA. RefSeq lists its product as hypothetical. Bases 1 to 657 code for a protein of 218 amino acids. The transcript has a single exon. The record is from RefSeq and is a predicted model, not a curated record. NCBI's taxonomy places the organism in Eukaryota, Cryptophyceae, Pyrenomonadales, Geminigeraceae.
AUGGCCGGAGGGAAGGGGGGGAGGGAGGAGGAGAUGAAGGAGAAUGAGCUGAGGGAAGAGAACCAAGACUCAGGAGAUGGGAUGGAAGACCCUGAAACCGUCUUCUGUGACAACAGCGCGGGCCGAAGAGGGCGCAUAAUAUGCGACGCCAAGUAUCCACAUCAAGUGCUGCAUGUGGACGGCAGGGCGGCAGCUCUUGGUGGUCAAGGGGAGAGUGCUUUCCUGGGAAGGAGGCUGGCAAGGUGUCUGAAUAUGAUAGUCUACCGAAACAGAGGUGCUUGUGCCCCCGAUGCGAACAGUGACUUUGAGAACUUGAUCACCGAUUGCAUUCAAGAGGGCAAAGCAGUGGUGUUGAACUGCGCGGAAAAUGAGAUCUGCAAGACUCUAUGUGUUCUCCCAACCACGUCAGCAGAUAUGCGAUCGGUGGAUAUCUUAAUGUAUCCGACUUGCUUGUCAUUGGACUCCUGCGGCUCCUGCAAGAAAAAGACGGCACUCACUAAACGUCAGAUUUCGUUCAAUCACCAACAAGAGAAACUGAAUACGAUAUUUGGAGACCAUUGCACGCGGACGCUCAGCGCGGCAUUUGAUGACAGGGAACUAUAUUCAAAGAAUAACGAAGUUGUACAUACUGGAAGAAGUGUUUCAAGCACGAAUUAG